Molecule: messenger RNA, 4088 nt
Organism: Solea solea (common sole)
Lineage: Eukaryota; Metazoa; Chordata; Actinopteri; Pleuronectiformes; Soleidae
Gene: stk39
Product: serine threonine kinase 39
Exons: 19
Coding region: 442-2358 (638 amino acids)
Biological process (GO): protein phosphorylation
Molecular function (GO): protein serine/threonine kinase activity; ATP binding
Source: RefSeq, a predicted model, not a curated record
CUACCUAAGUCAUUUUCUGGUAAGAUUCUACUUUAUACAACACUGCUAUUAACAGAUGAACCAGAAAUCCUCUCAUUAUUCACAUCAUAAAAAAAUGCAGUCAGAUCACGUGUCUUCUCAAGUCGUGUAGAAAUACGACGGCGCCAUCUAGUGGCCAGUGUUCGCCCCCUCAGCUGCAGUGGUCCACCCUGCAUGUGACAAGUUGAAAUCGUCACAGAUGUGUCACACACACACACAAAGCAGCGUGUCACUAAAUCCAAUUGUUGCUUGUCUUGUUUUUUUCUGUAACAUUGUUAAAUUAGUUGUGUAACACAUGAACUAGUUUAAAAAUGUAAGUCGCACGUUAUAUGUUUGUUUUUUCUUGGUUUUUUUCCCCCCUCUCGAUGAUCAAUAACGAUUCUAAUCGAUAUCGCCAUUCGGUGAUUGACUCGUUCAGCUUGAAUGUCACUGCGUUUGCACGUGCGUGUGCGUGCGCUCCGUUAUUUUCCGGGUUGCGCUGAAGCUGCGCUGCCAGCUGACACUCUCACUGAGGAGGAGACACACACACACACACACACACACUAUCUCUCUCUCUCUCUCUCUCUCUACACUCACUCCAUCUCUCCCUCACUCUAUCGUCCUCUCUCUCUGUGCGUGUGUGUGAGCGAGAGAGAGGCAGCUAACUCGCGCAUCACCACCACCACCACUACCGUCAUCAUCCUCAUCAUCAUCAUCAUGGCGGAUCAAGGCGAAUCUCAGGCUCCCGUCCACCACCCGCAGCCUGCGCCGCUGACAACUAGCUGGCCAAUAACCAGGGAGUCGUACGAGCUGCAGGAAGUCAUAGGCAGCGGGGCCACAGCUGUGGUGCAGGCAGCCCUCUGUACCCCCAGACAGGAGCGUGUUGCCAUAAAGAGAAUCAACCUGGAAAAAUGCCAGACCAGCAUGGACGAGCUAUUGAAAGAAAUUCAAGCCAUGAGCCAGUGCAACCAUCCGAAUAUUGUCACCUACUACACCUCCUUUGUGGUAAAGGAUGAACUCUGGUUAGUCAUGAAGCUUCUGAGCGGAGGCUCCAUGCUGGACAUAAUCAAGCACACAAGCAAAGACGAGGACAAAAGACGAGCCCUCGAUGAGCCUAUUAUUGCUACUAUAUUAAAAGAAGUGCUGGAGGGUCUGGACUAUCUGCACAGAAAUGGACAGAUCCACAGGGAUGUGAAAGCUGGAAACAUACUUCUGGGAGAAGAUGGAUCUGUUCAGAUUGCAGAUUUUGGCGUGAGUGCAUUCCUAGCUGCAGGAGGCGAUAUGACUAGACACAAAGUACGGAAGACCUUUGUUGGCACACCAUGUUGGAUGGCACCGGAGGUGAUGGAACAAGUACGAGGCUAUGAUUUCAAAGCAGAUAUAUGGAGCUUUGGAAUUACAGCGAUAGAGUUAGCAACAGGCUCUGCACCCUAUCAUCGCUACCCUCCUAUGAAGGUUUUAAUGCUUACCCUACAGAAUGACCCACCCGCUCUAGAGACAGGUGUAGAGGACAAGGAAAUGCUCAAAAAGUAUGGCAAAUCGUUUAGAAAGCUUAUAACUAUGUGCCUUCAGAAGGAUCCUGCCAAAAGGCCUACAUCUGCAGAGCUUUUGAAGUGUAAAUUCUUCCAGAAGGCUAAGAACAAAGAACAUCUGGUUGAAAAGCUUUUGUGUUGUGCACCAAAGAUUUCUCAGCGAGCUAAGAAGGACCCUGGACUCAAAUGGGAGAGCCUUUGUUUUGUGUCAGGCUCGGAAAAUAAACCUGACACCACCACCAGACGGGUGAGGAGAGUCCCAGGCUCCAGUGGUCACCUGCACAAAACGGAGGACGGAGACUGGGAGUGGAGCGACGAUGAACUGGACGAGGGCAGCGAGGAGGGCAAGGCGGCAAUAAUUCAGGGGAGGUCACGAAGGGUCAAAGAUGAGGCCGAAGAUGAGGAGGAGGAGGUGGUGGAUGAGGAGGAGGAGGAGGAGGAGGAGGAGGAGGAGGAGCACACCAACAAUGUUCCCAUUGAAGGGUUGUCUAUUCACCAUCCCGAGGUUGAACCGUAUGAGGAUACACCAUACAUUCAGGGUGCUGUUAACAUGGUUCUACGGCUAAGGAACUCUCGAAAGGAGCUGAAUGACAUCCGCUUUGAAUUCACUCCAGGACGUGACACUGCUGAUGGCGUUUCCCAGGAACUUUUCUCUGCCGGUCUGGUCAACGGGCAUGAUGUGGUCAUCGUUGCUGCCAACCUUCAGAAGAUAGUAGACGACCCAACUACCUACAAAGUAUUGACCUUUAAGCUGGCGUCCGGCUGUGAUGACACGGAGAUCCCCGACGAGGUGAAGCUCAUCGGCUUUGCACAGCUAAGUGUCAGCUGAUGCUCUCUUUAUGCCUGAACCAGGUGAGACCGUUCAGGGCAGACUGUGGAGAACGCGACCGCUUCCUGCAACAAUCUCCCAAACACCCUUCCUUAAAAAAAAAAUACUCUCUUCUUCCUCCUCCUCCUCCUCCUCCUUCACUCCUUUUCACCUUCCCUGAGGCUAAAACUUGGCACAGACUUCCCUGCUCACUGAACCCCCCCCCGCCCCCCCAAUUUUACCUUAACAACAUUCCACCGCACAGCACACAAGAGCAGGAUCAGGAUACAGCCUAGGAACCUAAAGAUGUACUCAGGUGGUGAAAGAUGUAUUAAGAUGUAGCUUUGAAUGUUCUAUUUAUUUUUUAUUUAGUUUUAUUUUAUAUCCCAUUACCUCUGUGUUCCACAAAGCUCUAUUUAUUGAAAAUCAGAAGAUAUUUUUAAUUUUACUGCUGUUUUGUUGCCUUUCUGCAUGGAGUAUGCAUGUUCUCCUCGCGUGUGCGUGGGUUUUCUCCGGGUUCUCCGGUUUCCUCCCACAGUCCAAAAACAUGCAUAUUUGGGGAUUAGGUAAAUUGGACACUCUAAAAUUGACCGUAUGUGUGAGAGUGAGCGUGGAUGGUUGUUUGUCUCCUUGUGGCCCUGUGAUGGACUGGCGACCUGUCCAGGGUGUGACUCUGCCUUUCGCCCUAUGUCAGCUGGGAUUGGCACCAGCGUCCCCCCCCGCGACCCUCAUAUGGAGGGUAAAGCAGUAGAAGAUGAGUGAUUGAGUGAGUGGUGUUUUGUUGUCACAAUGAAAACAAAUUUACUUUCACUCGCAACCCAUGGACCCAUUCAUUUGUGAUUGUCUGAGGUCUGUGUCACAAUGUAAGAUUUAUUUAAUCUAAAGAGGGCAAGCACACUUACAUCAUAACAUAAUGAAUGUCUAAAAAGAAAAAUAAUUGUAUUUCUUUGUCGAGAUGUCUUUUACAUUGAGAGGAAGAGAACCAUUUGCUUUUAAGUGUGCAUUAAAAAAAAAACGAGACCUGGAUGUUACUGUGUAUAAUUUGUGUUAAUGCUUCAAAAUGCUAGAGGUGCCUUGUUCAUUUUUCUGUGCCUAAGGAAGUAGUUAGUGAUUGAGACCACACAAAGAAGAAAACCUGAUUUCCAUUUCAAUACAUUUAUCACAGUCCACAUAAAGUAUCUUAAUGAGACAAGCUACAACGCAGUUUUGGACUGAGUGUGUGUGACCCCAGACUCGAGAGUUGAGACAAACUAACGUGUGUGCUCUUGUCACCAGAUGCAUAAAAUGUACCAGAAAACUUUGCUCAUGUAAUCCACUCUCUGUUUGACGUAGUUUCAGAUUUCAGGCUACUAGACUAAACCACGACCGCUGAAUCUCCUCACUCUGUCCUGCUGCACAACAAAUCUCUUCUUUCUUUCUUUCUUUCUUUCUUUCUUUCUUUCUUUCUUUUUUGUUUUGUUCCCCAAAAAUGUAGUAGUUACUAAACAUGUACUGUACAACAAAGCAUCUUGAGGAUGAAACCAAAAGGGUGACGAGCCAUGUGUUUGUUCAAACAAGUCAGAUUUAUUUAAGUAUUAAGGUGGUUCAUAUGAACUUGUACUAAAUUCUUUAUUUUAUGAAGUAAUUUAUUGUGUUUUCUAUGUACAGUAUGUGUACCAUUUUAGCAUAUUAUCCCUGUUCACUCUCUAUAAUCAGCCCAUGUCAAAUUUCUGAUGAGGAGCUACAAAUAAACUAUUGCUAUUAUUUAAGAA